Molecule: messenger RNA, 1776 nt
Organism: Ostrea edulis (European flat oyster)
Lineage: Eukaryota; Metazoa; Mollusca; Bivalvia; Ostreida; Ostreidae
Product: ribosomal RNA small subunit methyltransferase NEP1-like
Exons: 6
Coding region: 65-751 (228 amino acids)
Biological process (GO): rRNA base methylation
Cellular component (GO): nucleolus; small-subunit processome
Molecular function (GO): rRNA binding; rRNA (pseudouridine) methyltransferase activity
Source: RefSeq, a predicted model, not a curated record
UAUCCAAGAAAGCGGAAAAGUCUAAUGGAAUAUUUUAAGUACGAGUUAUUUGGUAUAGUUGAAGAUGGCGGCGCCCACUGAUCACGAGAAAAACGCAAACAAAGUCAUUAAAAGUGUUUCAAGGCAAAGCAAUGAAAAAAGGUUGAUAGUUGUUCUAGAAAAGGCAUCGUUAGAAUCAGUAAAGGUGGGGAAGCAGUUUGAGUUGCUAAACUGCGAUAAGCACAAAGGUUUAGCCAAGAAAUUCAAACGGGAUAUAUCACUAUGUCGUCCAGACAUAACACAUCAGUGUUUGCUAAUGUUGAUGGACAGCCCACUGAAUAGAGCAGGACUUCUUCAAGUAUAUAUUCAUACAGAAAAGAAUGUCCUGAUAGAAAUCAACCCUCAAACAAGAAUUCCCCGAACAUUUGAUAGAUUCUGUGGUCUUAUGGUACAGCUAUUACAUAAGUACAGUAUUCAUGCAGCAGACGGACCACAGAAACUUUUAAAAGUGAUAAAAAACCCUGUCAGUGACCAUUUUCCUCUGGGUUGUAAGAAAUAUGGGACUUCAUUUCAUGUUGAAAAAGUGACAGAUCCUCGUGAAAUUGUGCCAGAAAAGGAACCUGUUGUUGUUGUCGUAGGAGCUCUUUCACAUGGCAGUGUGGACGUUGACUACACAGAGGACGAAAUCUCCAUUAGCAGUUACCCCCUGUCUGCAGCCUUAACCUGUGCAAAGAUCUGUUCAGCGUUUGAAGAAAAAUGGAAUGUUGUCUGACCUUAGCUGUCAAGGUUGUUUCACAAUGCCUUCCUGGAGGGUGUUUGUCUUUCAUUUAUGUAACGUUUAUAAAUCUCCUUAUUUCAACCUUGGGAGAAAUUAGACCUUGGACUAUCGAUCAAGGCUUACAAUGUACCUGAUUUCCUCCACAAUCAGAGAAACUAUUGGAGGUAGUCAGUUUGGUAUUGUUUAAGCAUAGAAUUUUUCAACAACAAAAAAAACAGACAUUAAAUAUGUAGAAAACAAAGUUGAAGUUAGUAAUAAUUUAACCACUUCAUAUGUACUAAAUAAUGUGCUUUUGUUAUCAAACAGACAAAAUUGUAACAAAUGAUCUGCACUACAUAAUGAAAAAAGGUAAAUUCUGAGAUACUUAGAUGAACUAAAGGCAAUGCAUUCUUAAUCUACUGUUGCCACAUUAAGCUUGCAGACUUGAGCGCAAGGAUAAAAACAGGAUGUGGCUGGAAUUUCCUGUUAAUUGAUCUGUUCACCACUCAUCAUAAUUUUUUCAUCUCAUCUCACUGUUGCUAUCUAAACAAUCUAAUUAAAAUUAUAUGUUAGAUUCGCUCGCAUUACAUAUGCGAGUAUGCAAGCUGAUCCAACUUCUAAUUUUAAUUAGAUUGGCUAUCUAAAAUACCUAAAUUUUAAAACUUUUUUUAUUUUGUUCACACUUCCUCUUCAACUAUUUGCUGUUUUACCAGAAAUCAAUCAAAGAAGCACAUGUAGGUUGUCUAGGUUACCUCACAGCAACAGUUGUAUUUGUGUCUGUAUUCCAAAUAAAUCAAAUCUUUCUUCUUUUUUCCCCUCAGAAUCGCUGUAUUUUGUUGCUGUUAUUUGGGUUCUUUAUUGUUUAUUUCUUUUUUUUUAGUUUGAAACAACAUAUUGCAUUCUGUUCAUGAAUCCCACACAAAUUUUGAAUAAUUUGACAAGCCUGUAGAAGACAGUGACUUACUUGUGUUUUAAAUAUAUUGGAAACAAGAUGAAAGUUUUCAAACACUUUAUAGCAAAUAAAAUCUUUUUCGGACACA